Messenger RNA from Chelmon rostratus (copperband butterflyfish), 1836 nucleotides. RefSeq names its product cAMP-regulated D2 protein. The coding region runs from base 1 to 1836 and encodes 611 amino acids. The record is from RefSeq and is a predicted model, not a curated record. Gene Ontology annotation, molecular function: cholinesterase activity. The transcript has 8 exons. NCBI's taxonomy places the organism in Eukaryota, Metazoa, Chordata, Actinopteri, Chaetodontiformes, Chaetodontidae.
AUGGAGAGCCGGCGCUGUUUGCUGCUGCUGUGCACACUAAGCUUCGUGCUGGCCUCCGGAGAGGCGACGAAAAAUGAUGAUGACAUUGACCUUGUCAGCUUUCUGAGAAGUAUCUACCCCGGGCUGCUGGUGAGAGACGAGCCGUUCAUCAUCAACAGAGACUUUGAGAUGAACUCCCUCAAGGAGCCGGGACGACCUGAGGUCCUCUCAAUCACAGCGCAAACCAAGGACAAACCAGUCAAUCAGGAUACAAAUGAGGCUCAGGGACCUGUGGUGUUAACCAAAAAUGGCCAGAUCAAGGGGGUUACGGUGGAUAAGGCCCAUAUAUUCUAUGGGAUACCAUAUGCAGACCCACCUGUCGGGGCUUACCGCUGGAAGCCCCCGAGACCUGCGAGUCCUUGGCAGGGGAUUUAUGAUGCCUCCUUCCCCAGGGCAGCAUGUGUGCAGGCCUGCAGCAGCCCCAUCACUGAGGAGUGUCCUCGGGCAGUCAGUGAGGACUGCCUCUACCUCAACAUCUUUGUCCCUGCCAGUGUGAACUUCAGCUCCCCUCUGCGGGGCCUGCUGCCCGUCAUAGCGUGGAUCCACGGUGGGGAUUUCAUCGCCGGCUCUGCCUCCAAGCCGCUGUACGACGGCCGCUUCAUCAGUAACUUCACCCGCACUGUUGUUGUGAGCCUGGAGUACCGGCUGGGUGCCUUUGGGUUCCUCGUGUCGGGCAAGGACCCUCACGCCUCGGCUGUGGGGAACUAUGGGAUCCUGGACCAGCAGGCAGCUCUUCUUUGGGUCCAGCGAAACAUUGCAGUGUUUGGAGGUGAUCCCAGCAAGGUGACAAUUUUUGGGGAGAGCGCAGGCGCUCAGUCGGUGAGUCUCCACCUGAUGAUCCAGAGCAGCAAACCUCUGUUUAAACAGGCUGUCCUGCAGAGUCUGCCCUUCUCCAUCCCUCUGAAGAGCAGACACGACGCCCUGAAGCUGGGAAAAGACUUUGCUAAACAGACCAACUGCUCUGUGAGCAACAUCGUCUGCCUGCUGUCCCUCCCUCCGCAGGCCGUCCUGGCUGCCCAGAUGAAAACAAGCUCCAAGAUCGUGAACCCGUUCAGGUUCCUGGAGGUUUUUGAGACGUGGGGUCCGUAUAUCGACGGGGAGCUAAUACAAGAGCAAGCUGUCACUGCCUUCCAGAAGGGCCACUGGCAGAAAGAGAAGCCAGUGCUGCUGGGUACGACCUCAGAGGAGGGGGUGAUCUUUGUGUAUGGCGUCUUCAACAAGCCGGUGUCUGCAGUGGAGAGCACCGUGUACAUCACGGCCAUCUUUAAACAGCACGCUCUGCGCAUCCUGCACAAGUACCUGCCCCUGUACCGGGACGCUGACCGCAGGGAUAUGCUGGCUCAGAUCGUCACCGACUACGUCUUCCUGUGUCCGUCCAGGUGGUCGGCGCGUGCCGCCACAGCGGCGGGCAGCGGGGUGUGGAUGUACGUGUUCGACCACGUGGCAUCGGACCACCGCGUGUGGUCCGGCCUGACUUUCUGCUACCAGCACGUCUGCCACGGCGCCGAGCUGCCUUUUCUCUUUGACUCGGCCUCGGUGGCCAAAUUCACCCUGUCGGUGCCAGAGAAGCUGCUGUCCAAUCGGAUGCUGUGCUACUGGGGCGCCUUUGCCCACACCGGCGACCCUUCCUCGCGGGCCCAGCAGACGGCCUUCUGCCGGGAGCAGCGUCUGCCCGUUUGGCCCCGCUACUCUGACAACAGCGGCUGGCUGGCCAUGAACCUGACGGUGCGUUCACAUGCACAAGUGGGAACCAGGAACCACGUGUGUGACUUCUGGGACAAACUGGGCAUCUACUAG